This is a messenger RNA of Moesziomyces antarcticus, 1152 nucleotides long. RefSeq lists its product as uncharacterized. NCBI's taxonomy places the organism in Eukaryota, Fungi, Basidiomycota, Ustilaginomycetes, Ustilaginales, Ustilaginaceae. Bases 1 to 1152 code for a protein of 383 amino acids. The record is from RefSeq and is a predicted model, not a curated record. The transcript has 5 exons.
AUGCCGACAGACGAGGCGUACCGUGGCGUCGACAUGGUUCCUAGCCCGCAACAGUGGCUUUUGACACAGGAUCUGCGUGGCGUUGCGUCGCAGCCAGAAACGUAUGCGCACCACAAAGGUAUAAGAGCUGCCAUUCAUAGGGCCGAUGAUCGAGAAAAGUCACGCACUUCCUCACCGCCUUUCCUCUCCCUCCCUGAAUCUCGACCAAACCUCCAGAACUUUGCCAUGAAGCUGUACUCGAUGGACAGCAAGAAUUGCAUUGGCGCUCGCAUGGUUUCCGUGCUGGUGCUGUGCAUGGCUGCUUUCGCCAGCCUGGCUUCAGCCCUGCGCAGCGACGGGCCCCUGCGGCUCGACCGGCGUCAAGCGCCCAACCAAAUGUCGAUCACCUACCCCACCGCCCAAACGGGCUCGUUCAACAUGACGACGUUCACCAUUCCCAUCCCUCUCGGCGACGCUUACUCGCUGGCUUCUCCGUACAAUCUUAUUCUCAAUCAUGGUCUUCCCGGAUCCGUCAUCCCCACGGGCACCUUUCCGCUCCAGAUCGUCGUUGGGUACUUUUACGAUAUCCGGCAGCGAGUGGUGCUGGGUCUGCUGCCGCUGCAGGUGCAGCAGCUGUCGGUGGUCGAAGUCUACCUUCCAUUUAUCGACGUGCUGGGCACGGGUAAGCCGUUCCGACGCAGCGUGUCCACGUAUAUGGACCAGCUCAUCCCCGCGCUCGUCGGUGGACUCUCGCAGCUCCACAAUACGCAGCUGGCGUACUUUGACCCGCCUCACGCAGCGUACAAGGCGGCAGGUGGAUCCACACUCUCAUUCCAAGCCGGCCAAGGACUCGUGAACAGUAUUGAUGGACCGGGCUUGGUGUCGCCUGUGGUGCAAACGGUGUUUGAACGCACGACGAGCUCGCCCAUCUCGGCAGCGGCGUUCCGCGCGAUGCUCGAUCAGCCUUACUACACCACCGCCGGCUCAGGGUGUAACACAGCCACGCUCUACUACAACUACUCGAACGCCAACCCGAGCUUCGUGCGCGGCGAAGUGCAGACGUACGCACCCAUCACCUCCACCAAUACCGACUACCAGGACGCCGUUGGAUACACUGCUGCCACUCAAUGGGUCUCGCCUUCGAACCUGGCGGCAUGCAGCUCGUUUGCGUGA